CAUCGAGAAUCUUGCGGAAACGGUGGAAACUGUUUCUCAGGAGGGUUCAUAUGCAGACGCAAAAGAUUAUUCUAUUAAGAACACCGCUGCUGGGUUCCAGAGGAAAACACGGGAUGUGACUAGGACACGAAACACAAGCCUUUCAUCCAACUCAGUGGGAAGUUUCCUCUUCCUUAAUUCUAAGGUUUUCUUAUCCACCGGAGAGCAGCUCAUACUGUAGCGUCGGGAAAUUUAAACCAGUAUAUUAUAUAAACUACGGAAGAGGACGGAGAGGAGCGGGACUUUAUCCUUUAUCUGUGUUUCUCAGGGGAGUUUGCAUCAAUGGCAAUGGCAAGAAAUUUAAUUAGGGAAAAUGGAACUUUUUUGAGGAGGGUGGAGAAAACCACGUGGUCGCCACAAAAUGGGAUUACAUCGAGAAGGCAGCACUCAUGCUGUUCCGGCCUAAAAAUGUUUCUUGUAGCUUUGUCCUUUGCAUACUUUUCAAAGGCUUUAACUGGGAGCUAUAUGAAAAGCACAAUAACUCAGCUGGAGCGGCGCUUUGACAUCCCCAGUUACUUAAUAGGCAUCAUUGAUGGCAGCUUUGAAAUUGGUAACUUGCUGGUUAUUGCCUUCGUCAGUUACUUUGGUGCCAAGCUUCAUCGACCAAAAAUUAUUGCCACUGGGUGUCUGCUGAUGUCACUGGGAACAUUCAUAAUUGCACUCCCUCAUUUUAUUGUUGGAAGAUAUAAGUAUGAGACAUCAGUUAGAUCUUCAGUGAACUCAACACAUAACAUCACGCCUUGUCCAGCCAGUCCACCUAGAAUGCUGUCUGUGGGUAACCACCCUUCUACAGUUUUAAACACAGGCUGUGAGAACGAGUCCAACUUAUCUAUGUGGAUCUAUGUGUUACUGGGGAACAUCUUGCGGGGAAUUGGUGAAACUCCCGUACAGCCAUUGGGAAUUUCAUACAUAGAUGAUCAUGCAAUGGAGGAUAAUGCUGCCUUCUACAUUGGAUUUGUUCAGACAAUAUCAGUCAUUGGCCCAGUGUUUGGCUACCUCCUUGGAUCACUUUGUGCAAAGUUGUAUGUGGACAUUGGAUUUGUCAAUAUGGAUGUGUGUGAGGUCCUCCCAGCUGCAGGGACAGGUGCUGCCUACAGGAGGAUUAAAAAGGGUAUUACAAUCACACCAGGAGAUGCACGCUGGGUGGGUGCAUGGUGGCUGGGCUACCUCAUAGCAGGGUUCAUCACACUGCUGUCAGCUGUGCCUUUAUGGUUCAUGCCCAAGUCUCUCCCUGUGUUAGAGGGUCAGUUGUCCAAAUGCUCCAACAAGGAAACCAACUUUAUCAAAGACUCACAUGUUGUGCACAACAAAUGCCUGGCAGCUGAGGCCACCAGCUUUGUAGAAUUGGCCAAAGACUUUUUGCCAGCGUUGAGAUCACUCCUGGGGAACCCUGUCUACAUUUUGUACCUCUGCAUUACGAUUAUCCAAUUUAAUUCUUUAAUAGGCAUGGUUACAUAUAAACCAAAAUACAUAGAGCAGCAUUAUGGCCAAUCAGCAUCCCAAGCCAACUUUUUGAUGGGAAUGAUCAACAUCCCAGCUGUUGCCUUAGGAAUGUUUUCAGGGGGAGUGCUUAUGAAGAAGUUCAAGCUGGGCAUCAUGGGAGCCGCCAAGUUUGCACUGGGAACAUCUCUACUGGGCUACUUCCUCUCUCUUUUCUUCUUUGCUUUAGGUUGUGAGAAUGCCAAAGUGGCUGGUAUUACUGUGUCAUAUGAUGGGAUAGAGAAUGUCUCCAUUGAGGAGCACUCACUAUUUGUGAGCUGUAAUGCAGACUGUUUGUGCUCUGAAACUAAAUGGGACCCAGUGUGUGGUGAUAAUGGUCUCACAUAUGUCUCUGCGUGUCUUGCUGGGUGCCGGAUGUCUCGUGGCUCUGGCAUAGACAUGACAUAUGAGCAGUGCAGCUGUGUGGCAGGGGGAAAUCUUACUGCCAGUGUGGGGCAGUGCAGACACAGGGAGAGCUGCCAACAAGUAUUCCCCUAUUUCUUGGCUUUGUCUGUCAUUACAUCCUUUAUCAUCUCUCUGGGUGGAACACCAGGAUACAUGCUAUUAAUCAGAUGUAUCAAGCAAGAGCUGAAGUCCCUUGCUUUAGGAUUUCACACACUGACAACACGCACUCUAGCUGGCAUCCCAGCUCCAAUAUACUAUGGAGCAAUCAUUGACAUCACAUGUCUGAAAUGGGGCCACAAGAAGUGUGGAGGAAAAGGAGCAUGUAGAAUCUACAACACUACUGCCUACAGGGUAGCAUAUCUUGGCCUAACGUUGGGCCUCAGGACAGCUUCCUUCUUCUUCUGUGUGCUGGGUUUGCUGAUCUUACAGAGGCAUGUUAAGAAGCAAAAGAGCAGAACACUUUCUAAUGGAAGCACUGCCACAGAACUGCAAGCUCUGAGAAAAGAGGAAAUAAGCAACUUUGAUCAGUCUCCACGCACCUCAGAUUAUAACCCUGAGAGAGAGACACGCUUGUGACGAGCAUAAACAAAUCUGCUGAACAAUGUGAAGUACAGAAUAUUUUUAUUCUGACAUUGGAAAAAGUCACUGAAUGUACAUGUUUGUAGGUAUAAACAAAUUGUGGUAAAGAUUACUUUUUAACAUGAAA
Silurus meridionalis is the source of this 2629-nucleotide messenger RNA. It is a transcript of the gene slco1c1, whose product is annotated as solute carrier organic anion transporter family, member 1C1. The record is from RefSeq and is a predicted model, not a curated record. Gene Ontology annotation, molecular function: protein binding. NCBI's taxonomy places the organism in Eukaryota, Metazoa, Chordata, Actinopteri, Siluriformes, Siluridae. Gene Ontology annotation, biological process: sodium-independent organic anion transport; transmembrane transport. Bases 322 to 2499 code for a protein of 725 amino acids. Gene Ontology annotation, cellular component: membrane. The transcript has 16 exons.